ACUGCUACUCUUCUGUGCUCUUCACUCUUCAUCUUGCUUUUCUUUCUUUCUUUCUCUAAUCACUACAUAACUUAAAAGGAACAUUCUUUUUGUUUCUCUUUCUCUGAUCCUUGAAAAGUUUUUUUUCACUUUUUUUUUUAAAAUUGUCUUUGUUAAAAGGGAAAAAAAACAGGAUGGGAAAAGCCGGUUAAAAAAGGAAAAUGCCAACACCUACCUGUUUUAAUAUAGACCCAAAAAGUUCUCUUGGUUAAUCGCAUUUCUAGGAAUUUCCCAGAUCCGGAUUUCCCUCUUUUCGCUCUCUGUAUCUGUCUUUCGUUUGUUUCAAGAUUACAUUGGUCGUUGCAAUCACAAAAAGGGUGCUUUUUUAAUAUAAACUUUUAUAUCAAGAAUUGGAAGUUUGAAGUUUUGCAUUGAUUGAUUGGAGACAAAAUGGGGGACAAUAGAGAUGGGUAACAAUACUCUGAUGAUGUUUUUUGGGGUUUAAUGCUGGUAAGAAGUGAAGACAAUAACAGCAGUCAGUGAGCUAAAAAUCAAAGAACUGUGGACCAGGGUGACCAAAAAAAGAAAAGAGCUGUGGAGUAAAAUUAUGGGUUGCAUUUGCUCGAAAGCAACUCGAGCAAAUGUAGCACAAAACAAUGCCACAAGGAAAGAACCAAAAUCUAGCAAACGUCCAGUCUCUUCUUUUAGAAGAGAUGAAGCUUUGGUAGAGGCUGAUGGGAAUGGCAACGAUGCCACAGCAAGUUUGAUAUCAAAGCAACCUAGAAAUAACAAUGGAGGAUCUAACUCCAUAUCAUCUGAUGAGGAGGAUAAGAAAAAAUCUGCUAAGGCCAACACUCAAAAGGUAACGAGGAUAUUGACUUUGGGCCAUGGGGAAAGAGGAGCUCAGGUUGUUGCUGGUUGGCCUACUUGGCUGGCUGCCGUUGCUGGUGAAGCCAUCAAUGGAUGGGUGCCUCGAAGGGCAGAGUCAUUUGAGAAGUUAGAUAAGGUUGGGCAAGGAACUUACAGCAGUGUGUACAAAGCCCGUGAUCUUGAGACAAAUAAAAUAGUUGCAUUGAAGAAGGUCCGGUUCGCUAACAUGGAUCCAGAAAGUGUACGGUUCAUGGCAAGAGAAAUCAUUAUUUUGCGUAGGCUUGAUCACCCAAAUGUCAUGAAACUUGAAGGAAUAAUUACUUCGAAGAUGUCAGGUAGUUUAUACCUGAUAUUUGAAUACAUGGAGCAUGAUCUUGCAGGGCUUUUGGCAACCCCAGGUGUUAAGUUUACUGAAGCACAGAUAAAAUGUUAUAUGCAACAACUUCUUCAUGGACUUGAACAUUGCCAUAGUCGUGGAGUUUUGCACAGAGACAUUAAAGGGUCAAAUCUUUUGGUUGACCAAAAUAACAAUCUCAAAAUUGGUGAUUUUGGACUGGCAACCUUCUUCCAAUCCCCUCAGAAGCAGCCUCUGACAAGUCGUGUAGUAACAUUAUGGUACAGGCCCCCUGAACUUUUGCUUGGUGCCACUAAUUAUGGAGUUACUGUGGAUCUCUGGAGCACUGGUUGCAUUCUCGCAGAAUUGUUUGCUGGGAAGCCUAUCAUGCCUGGAAGAACUGAGGUGGAACAACUGCAUAAAAUCUUCAAACUUUGUGGGUCACCAUCGGUAGAGUAUUGGAAGAGAUCAAAACUACCACAUGCAACCAUUUUUAAACCUCAACAACCAUAUAAACGUUGUGUUUCUGAGACAUUCAAGGAAUUUCCUUCAUCGGCUUUGGCCCUUCUGGAUGUCCUCCUUGCAGUAGAACCUGAGGACCGUGGAACAGCUAGUUCAGCACUCAGUAGUGAGUUCUUUACAACAAAACCUCUUCCUUGUGACCCAUCAAGUUUGCCCAAGUACCCACCGACCAAGGAGUUUGAUGUAAAGCUUCGGGAUCAGGAUAGUAAAAGGCGUAAAGGAGGUGGAGGGAAAGGACGUGGACAUGAAUCAACUAGUAAGAGUUCCAGAGGAUCUAAAGCUGUGCCGGCACCAGAUGCAAAUGCAGAGUUGCCAGCAUCCAUCCAGAAGCGACAAGGACAGUCUAACGCCAAAAGUGUCAGCGAACAGUACAAACCCAACGAUGGCAUUGAGCCUUCUGAAGGAACAGCAAAAAAUGCAAGCCCCUAUUCAGGGCAGUCAGCACAUCCUAUGAACUUUGCAGCAUCACGUGGUAUAAAUGUUAAUGAUAACGAGGUUCUUAGGGCUCCUGGCCCAUUUGCUUCUCCUAAGAAGCCUGGAGAACUCAGAACUCAGAGAUCUUUCGUAAAUCGGGGAGCAGCACAGUUGUCCAGAUUUUCAAAUUCUGUUGCUGUUAGAGGCCGUUCACAAUUGGAUAAUGGCAGUGCAACGACAGUGACACGACACUGGCCAGAGGAUUCCUCCCAUCAUUUUCAUCCUCGAUAUAACCAUCUGGAUGAUUCCACCCACCAUUUAUUGAACAGACCAAAGUUCUCAAAUAAGGAGGUUCAGCCAGCUGGUUUAGAGACUGCAGCGGCUUUCUAUCAGAAGAAAGGCCGUAUGCACUACUCUGGACCAUUGAUGAAUGCAGGAAGCAACAUUGAGGAGAUGCUCAAAGAGCAUGAGAAACAAAUACAGGAAGCUGUUCGCAAAGCACGCUCGGACAAGAUCAAGACCAACAAAGCCAAUAAUGAAAAUGGACAAACAGAAUCACUACUAUACCAUGGGAAAAAUGGCAGGUGACUCUGGAGCUGCAACUUAUGCUUGUUUCAUAUUCAUAUUGAAGCCUGAGAAAUAUCACCACCAUGGGAGGAGCUGUUGGGAUCACACCAUCAGAUAGUUACCUGUUGACUGCUAUCAGAAUGAGGUUCAAAUCAUAAAUGCACUGUAGAUAAUUCAGAAAUGUGAUUAGUUGAAAAGCCAAUAGAAUCCAUCUUCACAAAGAUAGGGUAAGAUGGAGUUUCAUAUGAUACAAGACCAAUUAAUUGACUGCCAAAGAGAAAAUCUCUCUUUGCUUCUGGGAAUUAUUCAGUUAUUCCAAGUUAUACUCUGUACAGCAGAAUUCUGUAUUUUAUUUUUCUUCCUCCAAUCAAUUUUCUCUAAGUCAAUGUAAACAAUGGUGCAACAAUCCUAUAUCUCCACUUCACCCAAACCAAUUAUAUAAGGCAGCGACUUACUCCAAA
Jatropha curcas is the source of this 3147-nucleotide messenger RNA. RefSeq names its product Protein kinase superfamily protein. NCBI's taxonomy places the organism in Eukaryota, Viridiplantae, Streptophyta, Magnoliopsida, Malpighiales, Euphorbiaceae. The record is from RefSeq and is a predicted model, not a curated record. Gene Ontology annotation, biological process: positive regulation of transcription elongation by RNA polymerase II; protein phosphorylation. Gene Ontology annotation, molecular function: ATP binding; RNA polymerase II CTD heptapeptide repeat kinase activity. Gene Ontology annotation, cellular component: nucleus; cyclin-dependent protein kinase holoenzyme complex.